AUGUUUUCCUUUCGAAGGCGACCCAAAGACACGAGCACGACGUCGGCCCCGCCAUUGAGGUCGUCCCCUUCUCUCCCCGAACUGCACGCGCAAGGAAUUCCAUGGCCAGAGAACCUGGUAGAUGUAACCGUCCUGCGCGAAACACCAGUGCCCAAUGCAAAGAGGGACGAGGAGGGGGAGGAGGAAAUGGAAUUAUCGAUGUCGCUACUGCAUUACCGUCAACAACAAGGUGCGGUCAAAAGCUCCUUACAUUCGCUCGACCGCGCCCCGCCGAUUCUUUUCCACAAACCAUUUUGGUUACAACCAGGUCACAAUCAACAUAGUCAUCAGCUGUAUCAUCCAGCUGCUGUUCACAAUGGAGUGGUGUCUAUAUCUUCGUUGUAUAUGUCUCCCCAAAGUGCCUACCCCGCGUUCGAUCAUUGGAGGAGCGGUACUCCCGCCAGUACGAAUGCGCCGACUGUGGUUGCGAGACGUGUGCAUAGGAAAAAUAGGAACCCUCCCGCGUUUAAUCUCAUGGUCGUGGGUGGUCGAGGCACGGGCAAAACCUCGCUCCUCCGUCUUCUCCUCGAUACCUCAGACAUUUCGUCCGCCGCAUCAGAAGAACAACGCGCGUCGUUGCAUCGUUUUCUCCGGGGCGAGCUCAAACAGACUCAGUCGAUCAACACGGCGUGCAUCGAGACAUCCGAAUCUCGAUAUGAGAGAGUGCUCCUGACUGUCAUUGACACCCCCGGCUUGGACUUCAGUGAAGGCAAGGAGUUGGGUGUGGAGCGUCAGGUUACGAGUAUUAUCAAGUAUAUUGACCAACAGUAUGCGGAUACUAUGAUCGAAGAAAGUAAAGUCGUUCGGCAGAGUAGAGGAGAUCAGCACAUACACCUGUGUAUUUUCAUGAUCGACCCCUCCUCUAUCAUGACCAGCGACGCGCACCGCGCGAAGUCAUCGUCGCUCCCAAGAAAGGCAUACUCAGAGACGAGGCUUUCGUCUUCAACAGUACGGCCGUUGGAGCCGGAUGACCGCCUCCUGGACUCAAGCACCCCCGGUGAACUCACCAUGUCACCGGCCGAGCUCCAGGUGAUCCGUCGCCUGUCGGAGCGUGUUAACGUGCUUCCCAUAAUUGCACGUGCAGAUUCCCUCACCGAUAGCGCGUUAUCUGCCGUUAAAGACGCCGUCCGCAGGGGUCUGCAUGAAGUGCAAUUGGACUUUGGUAUAUUCUCUACGCCCAUGACGGCGAAAGAUGGAGAUUCUUCGCCGUCUCGACAAAUACCAGCUGCUGCCAAUGAAAACGAUCCAGCUGGCAAUGGCAGCACCCCUUCGGAUCAACAUCUUAACGGCGAUUCCCACGCGACCCCUGACACCGAGGCGAUGGAGCCCAAGGACGGUCACCGACGAGCAUCACGUCCAGUCAUAAGAGUAAAGACUAGACAGGUUUCAUCCCGGUCCCGGUCUCGCUCUCGCAGGGACCUCUCUGCUCUUGCUCAAGAUGAGCGAGAGCCACAUUUCCCCGAGGAAGUGGACGAGCUAAGCGUCGCGAAUGUACGCUUUUCAGCACAGACGCUGGCGAAAACAGACUUGGGAACAUUAUUGCCGUUCGCAUUCAUCGCGCCCGAGCCGCUGGAGUCUCCGCGGACAAUACAAUUGCACCCGUUGAUGGUGACCCCUGACUCAUCCGUUCCCCGUGAAGACCUUAAUAGUUCUUCGACCCCUGUGACAGAAGUGUCAAUGACGGGGGGACCCCCGGAUAGCCCCGCUACCAUAACCCGCAAAUCGGUAUACAAUCAGACUCCGCCGGAAGAUCUGAGGGGUGUAUUCAAGAGGAAGUUCCGAUGGGGAACCGUUGACGUACUCAACCCUGACCAUUGUGACUUCGCCGCCCUGCGAACUGCCAUGUUAUUGACGCACAUGAAGGUACUCAAAGUUCACACUCGGGAAGUGUUGUACGAAAGGUACAGAACUGAGAAACUCUUGGCUAAACGUGCCACAAGAGCCAUCGGACCUGAGCAGGCAAAGCGUCUCUUGGAAGAUCUCGGUUUGUAA
Pisolithus orientalis is the source of this 2031-nucleotide messenger RNA. Its product is annotated as Septin-domain-containing protein. Gene Ontology annotation, cellular component: cell division site; microtubule cytoskeleton; cytosol. Lineage: Eukaryota; Fungi; Basidiomycota; Agaricomycetes; Boletales; Pisolithaceae. The transcript has 6 exons. The record is from RefSeq and is a predicted model, not a curated record. The coding region runs from base 1 to 2031 and encodes 676 amino acids. Gene Ontology annotation, biological process: cytoskeleton-dependent cytokinesis. Gene Ontology annotation, molecular function: GTP binding; molecular adaptor activity; GTPase activity.